Molecule: messenger RNA, 14025 nt
Organism: Silurus meridionalis
Lineage: Eukaryota; Metazoa; Chordata; Actinopteri; Siluriformes; Siluridae
Gene: dnah5l
Product: dynein, axonemal, heavy chain 5 like
Exons: 80
Coding region: 105-14015 (4636 amino acids)
Biological process (GO): microtubule-based movement
Cellular component (GO): dynein complex
Molecular function (GO): ATP binding; dynein intermediate chain binding; ATP hydrolysis activity
Source: RefSeq, a predicted model, not a curated record
CUCAGUAGACUGCAGGUCUUGUAUGUUCACACCUGGUGUGCUUCAAGCAGGUCGGCACAGCGAAGGCGUAGAUGUUCCUCUGAAUGGGCGUCUGGUAGAAGAGAAUGGAAGCAGAAACUACUGUUAUAAAUGAAACAGAGAGACAAGAUGAUCCGAACUCCUCCUACGAUCUGGAGGAAGUAAAACCACCACUUAUCAAUACCCACUCAAAUGUCAGCAGACACAGAAGAAUAGGAGCUUCUAAGAUGAGCUCUACCCCUCAGGCAGCCAUGCCAGGCAUCUCCUCUCCUACAGCUCUCAUAGCGGGAGCUCGAAAACUCUCGGUGGUCCUCUCGAAUGAAGCGAGGAAGGAGAUGGUUAAGCAGGCUAGAGCUCUGAGGGACGAGAGAAGAGCACUGCUAGACGCAAGAUACAAGUAUCUCAUUACCAAGAUCUCUCAUGGGAUCAGUCUGGGAGAGACGGAAGUGGAAGAGGCCCUCAUUUCUGAUGAGAAGUUCAGCAUGAUUGAGGAUUUUUUUGCAGCCUAUGGAUCCAAAAGAUUGCUUUUCUACUAUCAGUCUUCUGUUCAUUCCUAUGGAAACGUUUCCUCCCUGAUGGACACUCAGAGUCUGGUGUCUGGGCAGAAAAGAUUAUUCAUUACAACUGGCACUGCGGAGAGACUGAGUGGCGUUUGUUUGUUUUUCCUGCGGAACACGGAGAAGGCCAUAACGACGACUAACGUUUCACAGGAGGUCAACUCCGGCAUGCUUGACUGCACAGAUGGAAACGUUCUACACAGUCUAGAGAUGUUUUUCACUCAAAUCACAUAUCCUGCACUCAGGAUACAAGAGGACUGGGGAGUCAUGAAAGAGGGUCAGGAGGACUCUCAUGUUCAGGACUUCCUGCUCUCCAUUGACAAAUUCAUCUGCAGUCUGUCCUCAGCCAGGAAGAACUUAGAGGACAAGUUUCACCUUGACUUUAAUGAAUCUGCUCCAGAACUCGGGCACCUUCAGGAACCAGAUGAUUACAUUAAUGCAGCGAGUAACUCUGAGCUGGUAGAAGGUCUGGAGGUGGUGCUGUUACGCUGGACCAAGCAGAUCGAGCAGGUUCUCACUGAGAGUGAACAGAUGAGGAGAGAGGCGGAUAACAGCGGACCCUCGGUGGAACUGGAACACUGGAAAAAGCAAAUGAGCAUCUUUAACUGUCUUUUAGAGGAAAUAAAGCAACCCGGGGUGAAGAAAGUUCUAGGAGUUCUGCAGGUCGCAAAGUCGAAGACGCUGAGCAGAUGGAAAAAACUGGAUAAAAACAUCACGUUUGUAGCUAAUCAGGCCAAAGAUAACGUGAAAUAUUUAUCUACAUUAGAAAGAUUCUUCAAGGCUCUGGGGAAAUGCAGCCCGAAGAACAUGUUGGCGCAUAUUCCCAGCCUCCUGAACAGCAUUCUUCUGAUCCAAAACGUGUCCCACUCCUACAACACUUCGGAGCAUAUGACCUCUAUCUUUGUGAAGGUCACUAAUCAAAUGGUCACCACUUGCAAAGGAUUCCUCUGCCAGGGGGUGACCAGAAUCUGGGACUUGGACAGGAAAGAAAUACUGAAGAGGAUUGAGGAAUGCGUGCAGUUGAACCAGCAAUACAGGCAGUGCUUCCAAAGAACAUGGAAAGAACUCCAGCAACGUCCUACUGAACAAAAGCUGGAAUUUAGUGAGAAUUACAUCUUCGGGAAGUUUGACGCCUUCUGUAAACACCUGCAGAACAUUGCAGACUUGGCGACAACUCUAGAAAGUCUAUCUGCUCUGCAGUUCAUUAAAGUGGAAGGCAUCGAGAAGAUAAACGCACGCUUCCAAACUAUUGUAACCAACCUCAAAUCCAAGACGUACAACGUGCUGGAUUAUCGCAAGCUGGAGUUCGACAGCGACUACGCAGAAAUCAAAGGUCAAAUCCAAGGCUUGUGUCAGUGCCUUCAUACGCUGAUGGAUACCUUCUUUCAGCAGACGCAUCCUACAGAAGAAGAGCUCCGUCUGCUGUUAAAGUUCGAGGACACUGUGGGUCAGCAGAUAGACCUCAGGCAGAAGUAUGGAGUUGUUCUGCAACAUUUUGCCAACGACUUGGAGCAAGUGCGAAAGGUCUACAAAAAACACAAAGACAACCCUCCUUUAGUGCGGAAUAUGCCACCUGUCGCUGGGAAAAUUACGUGGUCACGUCAUCUUUACAGAAAACUCGAGUCGCCAAUGGAAAUGCUGAAGAAGAAGAUGGAGAUUCUUAUGACCCCUGAGGGUAAGAAGAUUAUACAUGCGUAUAACAGACUGGCAGCAGUUCUAGUGGAGUAUGAACUACUCUAUCACAAAGCCUGGGUCAAUGCAGUGGAACUCGGACAGCAAGGCCUCAAGGCCUCCCUUCUCAUCAGGCAUCCACAAACUAAGGAGUUCUGUGUGAACUUGGAUCCUGUGGUCCUUGAGGUACUCGAGGAAGCGAAAUACAUGCACAAGUUAGGAGCUCACGUACCGAAGGCGAUCCUCGGUAUGUACGCUGAUAAAGCCGAGGUGAAAAACAAUCACCACAAAAUCGUGGAGAUGCUUCAGUACUUUGGAGCAGCAGUGAGCAGAAUCCCAGCACUGCUCCUGCCUCUGAUGAAACCUUUUAUUGAUCGUGUGGAGAUGGCUCUCUCUCCUGGACUCAUCUCUCUCUCCUGGAGUUCCCUCAACAUUAACAAAUUUGUAGACAAUGUGUAUGAAGUUCUGAGAGACCUGGAGCAGAUAGUCAAGGUGACCACAGACAUACUGGAGUGUCGAAUUGAGCAGGUUUUGGAGUCGAUGUCCUGCACUGACCUCCUCGCUCUUCCUGAGGACCAGCCAGUCGUCCCACAGAGCUUUCUCAGGCAGACUGAAAGUACGGUGAAAUCAGCAAGACACCAGCUGAUGCUACAAAGUCAACAGGUAGAACGUUCAAUGUACGAGAUGAUUGAGGAACUUAAAAAAGUGAUGAAUCCUGCAGAGAUGGUGAAUGUGGAGGAGCCGUUUCAGUGCCUUCAUCCUGACCUUAAACUGAAGACUCGGUGCCUGCUGUGUAUACCGUGUAGCUUCUACGUGAUGAUGGGACAGCUGUGUCAGAGGAACACUGAGGCACUGGUUAAAGCUACCAAAUUUUCUCUGGACUCUCUGAGGGUUCGACUUUACGAAAGCCCAAAGUAUCAUUCAUCUACUUUCGAGUCAAACUUUCCACAAGUCCACUCACCGCUUUUUAUAGUCAUGAUCGAGCUGGCCAUCCCCAAUAUCAUUCUCAAACCCAGAUUGGAAGAGAUCCAGGGUGUUCUGGCCAAAGUUGUGACUACAGUCCUGUCAAUGGCUAAAGAUAUUCCCUUGUGGAAAUUUUCACAUUUACAUCACAAGCAGCAGCAGAUGGAGCUGCAAGCAGCACGAGAGCUAGCAGAUGACGGCCUGGCCACCAAACACCUGAGUCUGAAGCCACUUGACAGACAAAUUGCUGAGCAUAAAGAUAUUAAUAAAUCAGCUGCCCAGUUAAACUCUUUAAUAUUUUCUUUUAAUGUGGAUCCUGAAUUCAUUCUGGAUGACUUGUCGCAAUUUUCCGCUUUGUGGAACCAGGAUCCUGCAGAGCAGGUGAAAGCGUUUUUGGGAACCGGUCCUUCUCUCCCUGAGUUCGGUGGCCAGUUUUCGUAUUAUUCUACACUCGAAACCAGGAUUGAGAAUCUUCCUUCCUAUUGCACUUUGGGUUUCAUCCUGUACGACCUCCACUCCCUCAAACUUUCCCUGACUCUGGAAUGUCGGGCAUGGAAGCGAACAUUCGGGAUGGCUUUAAAUCAGCUCGCCUCUACAGACAUGAGCGAGCUGAGCUCUUUCGUUGAUGCGAUGACCAAACAGCUUCAGAGGCCCGUCUCCGACCUGGAGGACGUCCGGGAAGCCAUGGAUUCUCUACGGAAAGUACGGGAAGUAGAGUUGUGGAUUGAGGCCACUCUUGGCCCGGUGGAGGAGACCUUCGCCCUGCUGAAUCGACAUGAUCUGCAGUUCAGCGAUGGGAAUGCUGAGAGAGUGGACACUUUAACUUAUGCUUGGAAAAACCUCAAAGAAUUGGUCAUUCAAACGCACAAGACUCUCGAGCAGGUUCACCCCACCAUGAGGGCAGAGCUUCUUACUGGUGUCAAAAGCUUCCAGGCUGCGGUCACAAAGUUCUACGACGUUUACGAUAAAAGUGGUCCAGGUGUGGUGGGACUGAACCCUGUGGAGGCCAGUGACAGGCUGCAGGUUUAUCAGGCACAGUUUGAUGAGCUCUGGAGGAAGUACAUCACAUUUUCCGGCGGUGAGCAGCUCUUUGGCCUUACAGUUAAUGAGUAUCCUGAUCUGCACCGGAUCAAAAAGGAGCUGAACCUUCUCUCCAAACUGUACACUUUGUACAACUCUGUCACUGAAAGUGUGAGCGGUUACGCCGAGAUCCCUUGGGCUGAUCUCAACAUAGAGAAGAUUAACGGUGAACUCCAGGAUUUUCAGAACAGAAUUCGGAAACUCCCCAAAGCGUUGAAGGAAUGGCAGGCAUUUCAUGACUUAAAGAAAACGAUCGAUGAGUUCAGUGAAACGUGUCCUCUGUUGGAACUGAUGGCAAACAAGGCCAUGAUGCCCCGCCACUGGCAGCACCUGAGCGAUAUCACAGGUUACAGGUUUGAAAUGGACGUUGGAAAUGUAAUUUUAAAAAAGGUCUUGGAGGCGCCGCUGUUAAAAAACAAAGAAGAUAUUGAGGAUGUGUGUAUCAGUGCGGUGAAAGAGCGCGAUAUUGAGGCUAAGCUGAAAGAAGUGGUGGCAGAGUGGAGUGGACAUCAGUUUACUUUUUCACCGUUUAGGAACCGUGGAGAGCUUCUCCUGAAAGGCUCAGACACCAGAGAAAAGGUGGGACUGAUAGAGGACAGCCUCAUGGUGCUUGGUUCACUCCUGAGCAACAGGUACAACGCUCCCUUCAAGCCCACAAUUCAGCAGUGGGUACAGAAGCUGUCCAACACCUCAGAGGUUAUUGAGAAAUGGCUGACUGUACAGAACCUGUGGCUCUACCUGGAGGCUGUGUUUGUUGGAGGAGACAUCGCCAAGCAGCUUCCACAGGAAGCCAAGCGGUUCCAGAACAUUGAUAAAUCAUGGCAGAGGAUCAUGCAGAGGGCCCAUGAGGUGGUCGGGGUGGUGCAGUGCUGCGUGGGGGACGAGACUCUAUCUCAGCUGCUUCCUCACCUCCUGGAACAGCUUGAGGUGUGCCAAAAAUCCCUCAGUGGAUACCUGGAGAAGAAACGACUUAUCUUUCCACGGUUCUUCUUCGUGUCUGAUCCUGUCCUUUUGGAGAUACUUGGCCAAGCAUCGGAUCCACAGACGAUACAGGGUCAUUUGCUGAACCUUUUCGACAACGUGAACAGAGUUGUGUUCCAUGAGAAGAACCAGGACCAAAUCCUGAGCUUCCAGUCACAGGAAGGAGAAUCCGUAGAUCUGAUGGAGCCUGUAAAUGUCCACGGAAAUGUAGAAAGCUGGCUGGGAUUGUUAUUAGACCAGGUGAGGAAGACCAUCCAUAGCAUUAUCAGAAAGGCCCACAUGGCUGUGAGUGACCCAGAGCUGAAGCUCAUUGAUUUCCAGUCAGCGUUCCCUGCUCAGGUGGGCCUGCUGGGCAUACAGCUCAUCUGGACCAGAGAUGCAGAAGGUGCCCUCAGCCUCAGCAAGAGUGACAAGAAGAUCAUGCAGGUGACGAAUCAGAAGUUUUUGGAUCUUCUGAACGAGCUGAUCGAUAUGACGACUCAUGAGCUCACGAAAAUGGAAAGAACCAAAUAUGAAACCCUGAUAACAAUCCAUGUGCAUCAGAAGGAUAUAUUUGAGGAUCUGGUCAAAAUGAACAUCAGAUCUAAAGCAGACUUCGAAUGGCAGAAGCAGUCUCGUUUCUACUUCAUAGAAGACACGGACAAGUGUAUGAUUCAUAUCACCGACGUGGAGUUUGAAUACUGUAAUGAGUAUCUGGGAUGCAGUGACCGACUGGUUAUAACUCCUCUUACUGACAGAUGUUAUAUAACCCUGGCCCAGGCACUGGGGAUGGGGAUGGGUGGUGCACCAGCAGGACCAGCAGGAACAGGAAAGACUGAAACCACUAAAGACAUGGGCCGAUGCCUGGGCAAAUAUGUUGUAGUGUUCAACUGCUCGGAUCAAAUGGACUACCGAGGACUGGGGCGCAUUUAUAAAGGCCUGGCGCAGUCCGGCGCAUGGGGCUGCUUUGACGAGUUUAACCGCAUCGAGUUGCCCGUGCUUUCAGUAGCAGCACAGCAGAUCUACAUUGUGCUCCAGUGUAAAAAGAACAAAAAAUCCCAGUUUGUCUUCACUGAUGGAGACGUCGUGGACAUGGACAAAGAGUUUGGCAUCUUCCUGACGAUGAAUCCAGGGUAUGCAGGAAGACAGGAGCUGCCUGAGAAUUUGAAGAUUCAGUUUCGUAUCGUGGCCAUGAUGGUGCCCGACCGUGCCAUCAUUAUGAGAGUCAAACUGGCUAGUUGCGGCUUCAGAGAGAACCAGAUGCUCAGCCGCAAGUUCUAUACGCUUUACAAAUUGUGUGAGGAGCAGCUCUCCAAACAAGUCCAUUACGACUUUGGCUUGCGCAAUAUCCUGUCAGUUUUGAGGACUUUGGGAGCAGUAAAGCGAUCGAACCCAUCGGAGCCUGAGAAGACUGUGGUUAUGAGGGUGCUGCGUGACAUGAACCUCUCCAAACUGGUAGAUGAGGAUGAACCUCUGUUCCUGAGUCUGAUUAAUGAUUUGUUCCCGGGGAUCGGGCUGGAUAAAGCUGGUUAUCCCGAGCUGGAAGCAGCUAUUAGCAGUCAGGCUGAGGAGGCCGGCUUAAUUGCUCACCAACCAUGGAUGCUGAAACUGGUCCAGCUUUAUGAAACUCAGCGAGUAAGACACGGUAUAAUGACUCUUGGUCCUAGUGGAACGGGGAAAACCACCUGCAUCCACACCCUGUUGCAGGCGAUGACGAUCUGUGGCACUCCACACAAAGAAAUGAGAAUGAACCCUAAGGCCAUUACGGCUUCCCAGAUGUUUGGAACUUUGGACGUGGCUACAAACGACUGGACGGAUGGAGUCUUCUCGACACUGUGGAGGAAAACUCUGAAAGCAAAGAAGGGCGAAUGUAUAUGGAUUGUUCUGGAUGGUCCAGUAGACGCUGUCUGGAUUGAAAACUUGAAUUCAGUUUUAGACGACAACAAAACUCUUACCCUAGCCAAUGGAGACCGCAUCCCGAUGUCUCCCAACUGUAAAGUGGUUUUUGAACCUCACAACAUCGACAACGCUUCUCCGGCGACGGUUUCUCGUAACGGCAUGGUCUUCAUGAGUUCGUCUGUGCUGGACUGGAAGCCCAUUCUGCAGGCAUGGCUAAAGAAUAUUCCAGCCUCCCAGGCAGAAGUGCUUCUGAACUGCUUCAACAGCGUCUACCAGGACUUGAUGAACUUUGUUUCUACCGCGGUUUACCCGAAAAUGCAGAUCCUGGAGUGCAUGUACAUCAGGCAGACUAUUGACCUUUUACAGGGGCUGAUUGUAGAAGAGAAGAACCUGACAGAAGCUCACAUUAGCCGUCUGUUCGUGUUUGCUGUCAUGUGGUCUGUGGGUGCGUUACUGGAACUGGAGGAUCGAUCCAAGAUGGAGGUGUUUCUGAGAAACGUUCCGGUUUUGCUGGACCUGCCUAACACACAGGGUGACGAAACCAUUUUCGAAUACGUGGUCAGUGAAACUGGGGAAUGGGAGCUGUGGUCAAACAAGGUGCAACAGUAUCACUACUCGAAGGACACAGUUCCUGACUAUGCCUCUAUAUUGGUGCCGAACGUGGAUAACACACGGACCGACUUCCUUCUGCAAACAAUCAUGAAACAGGGCAAAGCAGUUCUCCUGAUUGGAGAACAGGGCACUGGGAAGACCGUCAUGAUUAACGGCUACACCAACAGGUAUAACCCUGACCUGCACCUGAGUAAGAGCUUGAACUUCUCCUCCGCCACACUCCCGAGCAUGUUUCAGCAAACCAUUGAGAGCUACAUAGAUAAGCGAAUUGGCUCCACGUACGGACCACCCGCAGGAAAAAAGAUGACCGUUUUCAUCGACGAUAUCAACAUGCCAGUCAUUAAUGAGUGGGGAGACCAGAUCACUAAUGAAAUAGUCCGUCAACUAAUGGAGCAGGGAGGCUUUUACAGUCUGGACCGGCCUGGAACGUUCAUCAGCAUCGUAGAUCUGCAGCUCAUAGCAGCCAUGAUCCACCCUGGAGGGGGUCGCAACGACAUCCCACAGCGUCUGAAGCGUCAGUUCUGCGUGUUCAACUGUACUCUUCCAUCCAACUCGUCUAUAGAUAAGAUCUUCCACACGUUAGCAUCUGGAUAUUUCUGCCCAGAAAGGGGUUUUACGGAGGGCGUGUGCACGCUCGCUGCAGCGCUCGUGCCCACCAUAAGGAAAGUGUGGCAAACUGUAAAAUCCAAGAUGUUGCCAUCACCCGCAAAAUUCCACUAUAUCUUUAAUUUGAGGGACCUGAGCAGGAUAUGGCAGGGGAUACUGACUGUAAAAGCAGAAGUGUGCAGAGAUCAAGAGCUCCUGAUUUCUCUCUUCCGCCACGAGUGCACACGAGUGAUGGCUGACCGAUUCGUCGAUCACCACGAUAGGGAGAUCUUCGACGGCAUCCUGGAAAGGAUUGUGAUGGAAGACCGUGGACCUGGUCUACUGGAGCGUAAACCUUGGGAAGAAUAUUUUGUAGAUUUCCUCAGAGAUGCUCCUGAGAUAACAGGAGAUGAACCUGAAGACGCUGAGAUUUUGGUUCCGAAGAUAUACGAACCUGUUCCCUCCUUCACAGCGCUGUCAGAGCGUCUUUCUAUGUUCCUGCAGCAGUAUAAUGAGUCGGUGAGGGGGGCUCCAAUGGACCUGGUCUUUUUUAAGGAUGCGAUGAUUCACUUGGUGAAGAUAUCACGCGUCAUUCGCACUCCUCAGGGCAAUGCUCUGUUAGUGGGUGUGGGAGGAUCAGGAAAGCAGAGCCUCACACGAUUGGCCUCCUUCAUUGCUGGGUAUCAAAGCUUCCAGAUUACUCUCACGAGAACCUACAAUGUGAGUAAUCUCAUGGAGGACCUGAAGACCUUGUACAGAAUUGCAGGGAUGGAAGGCAAAGGUGUGACCUUCAUCUUCACUGACAAUGAUGUUAAAGACGAAUCCUUUCUUGAGUACAUGAAUAACGUAGUGGCCUGUGGCGAGGUCUCAAACCUGUUCGCUCGAGAUGAGAUCGAUGAAAUCACUCAGUAUCUGAUCCCCGUCAUGAAGAAACACCAUCCUCGCACUCCUCCGUCCCCCGACAACCUGUACGCCUACUUUCUAUCUAGGGUACGCAGUAACCUUCAUGUCAUCCUUUGUUUUUCUCCUGUUGGUGAUAAACUUCGUUCUCGUGCUCUGCGGUUCCCUGGUCUGAUCUCCGGAUGCACUGUAGACUGGUUCCAGAGAUGGCCUAAAGAUGCUUUGGUAGCUGUGGCUCAUCAUUUCCUCGCCAGCUAUCCUUUUCAGUGCUCGGAGACGGUGAAAAACAACGUGAUCAGCACAAUGGGAACAUUUCAGGAUCUGGUGGCGAGGAUAUGCAUUGAGUAUUUUCAGCGCUACAGACGACAGACCUACGUGACGCCUAAAUCGUACUUAUCUUUUAUUAAAGGAUACCAGAGCAUUUACCAUGAGAAGAUCGCAGCUGUGGGACUGCUGGCAAAACGGAUGAACACUGGUCUCGAGAGGUUGAUGGAGGCAGAGCAAGUUAUCGGCCAGCUUUCCAACGACCUGGUGGUGAAAGAACAGGAGCUGGAAGUGGCCUCUAACAAGGCAGACGUGGUCCUUCAGGAGGUGACUGUCAUAGCACAAGCAGCCGAGAAGGUUAAGACGCAGGUACAGAAAGUGAAGGACAAGGCCCAGGCUAUUGUGGAUGAAAUCGCUGGGGAUAAAAAAGUAGCAGAGGCGAAACUGGAAGCUGCAAAACCUGCACUUGAUGCUGCAGAAGCUGCACUACAGACUAUAAAACCGUCAGACAUUGCAACAGUGCGUAAACUGGGGAAGCCCCCACAUCUGAUCAUGAGAAUCAUGGACUGCGUGCUGCUGCUGUUCCAGCGCCGGGUAGAUACCGUCACCAUGGACACCGAAAGGGCCUGCUUAAGACCAUCUUGGACUGAAGCCCUCAAGCUCAUGAACAACUCGGCGUUCCUCGGCAUGCUUCUCAAUUUUAACAAGGACACAAUCACAGAGGAGGUUGUGGAGCUUCUUGCACCUUAUAUCAGUAUGGAAGAUUAUAAUCUGGAGGCAGCGAAGCGGAUUUGUGGCAACGUAGCUGGACUUUGCUCUUGGACUGAGGCUAUGGUGGACUUCUUUAGCAUUAAUAAAGAAGUCUUGCCUUUGAAGGCGAACCUGAAGUUACAGGAGGCCCGACUAGCUGUGGCUCAGGACGAACUUUCCAGAGCGCAGGAACAGUUAGAUGAAAAGCAGAAAGAACUGGACGAAGCACAGGCACUUUAUGACGGUGCAGUGAGAGAGAAGCAGUCACUGUUGGAUGAUGCUGAAGGAUGUCGUAGAAAAAUGUCCAGUGCAAUGGCACUCAUCGAUGGACUCGGUGGAGAAAAGAUUCGCUGGACAGAGAGCAGUACUGAGUUCCAGCGACAAAUUAAACAUCUAAUGGGAGAUGUCCUACUAGCUACUGGGUUCCUGUCCUAUUCGGGUCCUUUUAACCAGGAGUACCGAAUUCACCUUCUAGAGCAAUGGAAGAAAGAAAUAAAUAUCAACUCUAUUCCGUAUAGUCAGAACCUGAAUGUGAGCAGCAUGCUGGUAGAUAAUGUUACUAUAGGUGAGUGGAACCUUCAGGGCCUGCCCAAUGAUGAACUGUCUGUCCAGAAUGGAAUCAUAGUUACUUCCGCCUCCCGAUAUCCACUUCUCAUUGACCCUCAAGGUCAGGGAAAGGCCUGGAUCAAAAACCGUGAAAGCAAUAAUGAGCUACAGGUCACAUCUCUAGACCACAAAUAUUUCCGAACCCACCUUGAAAACACUUUGUCUCUCGGCAAACCCCUACUCAUCGAAGAUGUCGGGGAGGAACUGGAUCCUGUUCUCGACAACAUUUUGGAGAAGAACUUCACAAAAUCUGGCUCGACAUAUAAAGUCAAAAUCGGAGAUAAAGAGGUCGACGUGAUGAAAGGAUUCACUCUUUACAUCACCACCAAACUGGCCAACCCAACGUACAGUCCUGAAAUCAGUGCUAAAACCGCAGUUGUGGACUUUACGGUCACAAUGAGGGGUUUAGAAGACCAGCUGCUGGGUCGUGUCAUCCUCACAGAGAAACAAGAAAUGGAAUCGGAACGAGUGAAAAUGGUGGUCGAGGUCACAUCCAACAAGCGGAAGAUGCAGGAGUUGGAGGAUAAUUUACUAUUUCGACUCACCAGCACACAAGGUUCUCUGGUGGAUGAUGAUUCUCUGAUAGAGGUGCUCAGAGUUACCAAAAUUACCGCACAGGAGGUCAGGGAGAAACUCACGGUGGCAGCGGAAACUGAAAUAAAGAUCAAUCAUGCCCGUGAGGAAUAUCGUCCGAUAGCUACGAGGGGCAGCAUCCUCUAUUUUCUCAUCGUAGAAAUGAGUCUGGUCGAUGUCAUGUACCAGACGUCCCUCAAGCAAUUCCUGGAAAUUUUCGACAGGUCCUUGGAAAAGUCGCCAAAGUCUCAAAUCACCUCCAAAAGACUUGCGAACAUCAUGGAUUUCUUGACCUACGAGGUGUUCUGCUAUACAGUCCGAGGCUUGUAUGAAGAUCACAAAUUUCUUUUCACCCUGCUCUUGGCGCUGAAGCUAGACCUUCAAGCGCAGAAAAUUUCCCACAGUGAAUUUCAUGCUUUCAUCAAAGGUGGAGCAUCUCUUGACCUGAACUCGGUGGAGCCCAAGCCAAAACGUUGGAUCAUGGAUAUGACGUGGCUGAACCUGGUCCACCUGUCCAGUCUGCAUCCCUUCACCAGACUACUAGAACAGGUGGCGUGCAGCGAGAAGGCCUGGAGAUGCUGGUUCGAGGAAGCCGCUCCAGAAGAUGCAGCGCUUCCUGACGGAUAUGACAAUCUGUUAGAUGCCUUUCACAAGUUACUGCUGAUCAGAAGCUGGUGCCCUGAUCGGACCAUUGCACAGGCGCGGCGGUACAUCACAGAAUCGAUAGGACAGAGGUAUGCGGAGGGAGUGACACUCGACAUGGAUGCCAUGAGUACAGAGACUGACAAGAGGACGCCGAUCGUCUGCCUUCUCUCCAUGGGUUCAGAUCCCACUGAGAAUAUAGAGAGGUUGGCCAAAACAAAGAGUGUCCUGUGUCGGGCGAUUUCAAUGGGCCAAGGACAGGAAGUUCAUGCACGAAGGCUGCUGAACCAGAGCAUGUCAGAAGGAGGUUGGUUGCUGCUGCAGAAUUGCCAUCUAGGUCUGGAUUUUCUGGAUGAGCUUUUAGAGUCCGUGACUGCUGCCGAGAGCGUCCACGACAAUUUCAAAGUGUGGGUGACUACAGAGGUCCACCCGAGGUUCCCUAUCAAUUUCCUUCAGUCAUCAAUCAAAUUUACUAACGAGCCUCCGCAAGGCGUUAAAGCUGGAUUGAGGAGGACCUACAGCAGCAUAACUCAGGAACAGCUCGAGAUAACCAACAUGCCGCAGUGGAAACCUUUACUCUACGCUGUGGCCUUUCUGCACACCACUGUACAGGAGAGGCGUAAGUUCGGUCCACUGGGCUGGAAUAUUCCAUACGAGUUCAACCAGGCUGAUUUCACCUCCAGUGUGCAGUUUGUGCAAAACCACUUGGACGUUGUGGACGCGAAGCAGGGGGUGAACUGGAACUGCAUGCGCUACAUGCUUGGAGAAGUUCAGUAUGGCGGGCGGGUCACUGACGAUAUGGACAAACGGCUUCUAAACACCUUCACGCGUAUCUGGUUCAGUGAGAGCACCUUUAAGGAUGCAUUUUGCUUCUAUAAAGGUUAUACUAUACCAAAGGCUAAGAUGUUGCAGGAAUACCAUGCUCACAUCGAUACUCUACCGCUAGUCGACACACCCGAGGUUUUCGGCCUCCAUCCAAACGCUGAAAUCACCUGCCAGACGAACAUGGCCAAUGAAAUUCUGAACACCAUUAUCAGCAUUCAGCCCAAAGACAGCAGCGGUGGUGGAGACGAGACACGGGAAACCACAGUGCUGCGACUGGCCAGUGAAAUGCUGGAGAAGCUUCCCGCUGACUAUGUUCCUUAUGAGGUGAAAAGACAUUUGCAGAAGAUGGGCCUUUUCCAGCCGAUGACGAUAUUCCUGCGGCAGGAAAUUCACCGGAUGCAGCGCAUCAUAGCCAGCGUGCGGACCGCGCUCACCGACCUCCGAUACGCCAUCGAUGGCACGAUAAUCAUGUCCGAAGACCUUCAAGACGCUCUGGACUGCAUGUAUGAUGCUCGUGUUCCGAAGUCAUGGCAGAGGAUCUCAUGGGAAUCCGCCACGCUCGGAUUCUGGUUUACGGAACUUCUUGAGAGGAACCAGCAGUUCCACAGCUGGACUUUCGGAAGCCGUCCUCAUCAGUUUUGGCUGACGGGAUUCUUCAAUCCGCAGGGUUUCCUAACGGCAAUGCGCCAAGAGACGACGCGUAUGAACCUGGCUAAAGGCUGGGCCCUGGACACUGUUGUUCUACUCAAUAAUGUAACAAGGAUGAUGAGGGAGGAUGUGACAGGACCACCUCCUGCGGAUGUAGGAGGAGUCUACAUCUAUGGACUCUUUCUAGACGGAGCAGGUUGGGAUAAACGCAACAGCAAGCUAACCGAAUCUUCUCCAAAGGUUCUCUUCACCCCCGUUCCCGUGGUGCACGUCUACGCCGUCAGCAGCGUCAACAUGGCGGAUAUCAAGCGACCUCCAGGAGUCAGCCUUUACUGCUGUCCGGUGUACAGGAAGCCGAGGCGCACCGACCUCAACUUCAUAUUCGACGUGUUUCUCCGGACCACACAGAGUCCAGACCACUGGAUCUUAAGGGGCGUGGCUCUGCUUUGCGACUGCAAAUAAUCUUUUUAUU